Dracunculus medinensis (Guinea worm) is the source of this 951-nucleotide messenger RNA. Lineage: Eukaryota; Metazoa; Nematoda; Chromadorea; Rhabditida; Dracunculidae. The record is from the annotation of a GenBank genome assembly.
AUGGGCGAGUUGUUGAAGUCGAUGGUCCAGCGGUAUUUAUUUUGGAUUUCAUAUGAUGGUGGGAAAUUUCGUGGCGGUGCAAAAUCGUCGAGUGGUUUUGGUGCUACAGAUUUUCUUGAAAAUAUCAUUAAUUAUUCAUUGCCAAAAGAAACUGCCAAUUCGGUGAAACUUCAUAUUUCUAGCAGGACAGAUGUGGGUGUUCAUGCAUCACGUAAUGCAAUAUUGGUUCAAGUACCUCUGCAAGUUGAAUUUAAUGAACGCGAAAAGAUUAUGCAUUUACAGAAAUGGAAUGAUUUAAUCAACAAAUUUUAUCCAACCUCAAUGAAAAUUUUAGAUUUUCAUUCGGUAUCGAAUGGUUUUUGUCCGAGACGAAAUAUUUCAUACAGGCGUUAUAAAUAUCGCCUUUGUAUAGCAAAAAGUGAAGAAAUUUGGGAAAGAAUACGUAUUAAACCGUCAUUAUUUGUUUUUGCUGAAAAAAAUUAUGCUUGGUUCCUUCCUCAAAGCUUUGAUAUAAAAAAAUGUGAAGAAGUUUUAAUUAUUUCAUUAUUUCAUGGAACACAUAAUAUGGCUUCAUUUAUGAAAUAUCCACGCAGACAGGAAUUAAAUGAAGAAGAACCGAUGUGUACGAUGAAAAAUAUGUAUUUACAAAUAUCUCUGGGAAAUAGUGAAUUUAUAGAAAAUAAUGAUGAUUUCGAUUUUUACGAUAUAAUGAUCAUUUCUCGAUCAUUCUUGCGUCAACAAAUCCGUCGUAUGCUUCAAGUUAUUGCUACUUAUUCUUGUAAUAAUAUAUCACAAAACUCAAUCGAAUGGUUAUUAAGAAAUCCUCAUCCAAGAAAUUUUAUUGAAAUGAAAUUAAUAUCUGCUCCACCGCAAGGAUUAUUUCUAGAUGAUGUUGUAUAUGAUGAAAGAAUGUUCCUUAACCCAAUCCCUUAUCAUUAUGUACCUCCAUAA